Wallemia ichthyophaga EXF-994 is the source of this 216-nucleotide messenger RNA. RefSeq lists its product as uncharacterized. The record is from RefSeq and is a predicted model, not a curated record. The transcript has 2 exons. Lineage: Eukaryota; Fungi; Basidiomycota; Wallemiomycetes; Wallemiales; Wallemiaceae. Bases 1 to 216 code for a protein of 71 amino acids.
AUGCUGCGCAUAGGCGUCGUAGCGAUGAUAGUGUAUUAUGGAUUGCAAUUAACUUGGUCGCAUCUCUACAAGCAGCGCCUAGAAUCGGAGCUACAGGAGCGGGUCAACGAGCUCAACGGCAAGGUGGAUGAUAAGCUGAAUGCGAUGAGCCAGCCCUCGCAGCCUUCCGGCGUCGCGAUUGCAUCGAAAUCAUGGCUCAAAUCGUGGAUUGGAUAA